UUGUGAGAGAGGACUGAAACUGCCAAAGUUAAAUAGAAGGUGAAAGACAGCCGGUAAAAUUACCGAAAAAUCAUUUUAAAAUGUCUACUCCCGCUAGGAGACGUUUGAUGAGAGAUUUUAAAAGAUUACAAGAAGAUCCUCCAGCGGGAGUGAGUGGAGCACCAUCAGAAAAUAACAUAAUGAUAUGGAAUGCUGUAAUUUUCGGGCCACAAGAUACGCCUUUUGAAGAUGGAACAUUUAAACUUCAAAUUGAGUUCACGGAGGAAUAUCCCAAUAAACCACCAACUGUAAGAUUUUUGUCACGAAUGUUUCAUCCUAAUGUUUAUGCAGAUGGUGGAAUAUGUCUAGAUAUUUUACAGAAUAGAUGGUCACCAACAUAUGAUGUAUCAGCCAUUCUUACUUCAAUACAGUCUUUACUCGAUGAACCUAAUCCUAAUAGUCCUGCAAAUAGUUUAGCAGCGCAACUUUACCAAGAAAACCGACGUGAAUAUGAGAAAAAAGUAAACGCCAUUGUGGAACAGAGUUGGUUGAAUUCUUGAUAAGCUGUGCAUAUGUAGCACACAAAUAACACAUGAAUAAAAACUUGAUUAGAUUUUCUCUUGUAAAAUUAUGUAUUAUAUUGCUGCAAUAUAUAUUGUGCUGAUGAAAACCUUUAAAGAAAAUGUGGAGUUAGGAAUAUCUAACGUAUAUCCUUAAUAAUAUAGGCCUGUCAUUUGUCGUUUA
This is a messenger RNA of Xenia sp. Carnegie-2017, 723 nucleotides long. Its product is annotated as ubiquitin-conjugating enzyme E2 A. Bases 81 to 539 code for a protein of 152 amino acids. Lineage: Eukaryota; Metazoa; Cnidaria; Anthozoa; Malacalcyonacea; Xeniidae. Gene Ontology annotation, molecular function: ubiquitin conjugating enzyme activity. Gene Ontology annotation, biological process: DNA repair; protein polyubiquitination; proteasome-mediated ubiquitin-dependent protein catabolic process. Gene Ontology annotation, cellular component: HULC complex. The transcript has 6 exons. The record is from RefSeq and is a predicted model, not a curated record.